ACUCCAACUUGAUCCAGCUUCACAUUAUCAAGGUAUUUAUCAUUUCCCAAGAUAGAGAGGGAGAGAGAGAGAGAGAGAGAGAGAGAGAAUUAUUGUUGUUAGAGCAAUGGAAAUUAAUGGACAUGAUUUCUUAGAGGAGUUAAUAGCUCUAAGUAGGGAAUCUUGGCAACCCACUCCAAAUUAUCCAUCAGAAAUGAAUGAGCUUUUCUCUGGUAGCUUUAACCAUGGUUGCUUUGAAGAAAUCCCAGCUACACUCCCACAAACUUCUUUCUGUCCUGAAGGAUUAAUUUCAUCUCCUCUUAAACAAGACUUCAACAACUACUACUUUAAUGAAGUCUUCUGCCCAUUUGGUGAUGAGUUCUCAGCACCACAGUUCACAGAUGAGUUCUCUUCAGCCCCACAAUUCACCGAUUCUUCCUAUAACACGCUUGACACACCACCGUUUCCUGUUCAAGACGAUACUCCAAUGUCCAUGAUGGAAGAUGAGGAGCUGGGUCUGCUUGCUAAUGAUCAACAGAAUUUGCAGAUGCAGGGUACUUGCAAAGUUGAGCCCAUUCAGUCGCCGGAGGUGUCGGCUUUCAAUGCUGGUAUCUGUCCAGAAAGAAAGAUUAGAGGCAAGAAGAUGGAGGGGCAACCGUCAAAGAACCUAAUGGCCGAGAGAAGGCGAAGAAAGAGGUUAAAUGACCGGCUUUCAAUGCUAAGAUCAAUUGUUCCUAAAAUCAGCAAGAUGGACAGAACAUCAAUACUUGGAGACACAAUAGAUUAUAUGAAGGAACUAUUGGAGAGAAUCAACAACUUGCAGCAAGAGAUUGAAGUGGGUUCAGAGGAGUUGAAGAUGAUUAGCAUUUUCAAGGACACAAAACCCAAUGAAAUUGUUGUGAGAAAUUCACCAAAGUUUGAAGUGGAAAGAAGAAAUGAGGAUACAAGGAUUGAUAUUUGCUGUGCAACAAAGCCAGGGUUAUUGCUAUCAUCAGUAACAACAUUAGAAACAUUAGGCCUUGAGAUUCAGCAGUGUGUGAUUAGUUGUUUCAAUGACUUUACAAUGCAAGCUUCUUGCUCAGAGGAAUUGGAGCAGAGAACACUAAUAAGUUCUGAAGACAUAAAACAGGCAUUGUUUAGAAAUGCAGGAUAUGGAGGGAGAUGCCUGUAGACAGUAAAGGAGUAGAAAAAGGAGGAAAUUGCAGUGAAGUCUUUUAAGAGACAUUUUCAAAUCUCUUUUAUUUCAAAGAGGUUUUCAAGUGAGGGAGUUGUUAACUUCACUUUUUAAAAUAAGUUGCGUCUGCUCAUCAGAGCUAUGCAUUAUCUACUUCAAUGUGAGAUCUUUAUUAAUCCAAUUGCUUUAAUAUCAUGAGAUUGUUAUUUCU
Messenger RNA from Populus nigra (black poplar), 1364 nucleotides. Its product is annotated as transcription factor bHLH93-like. The transcript has 4 exons. Gene Ontology annotation, biological process: regulation of DNA-templated transcription. Gene Ontology annotation, cellular component: nucleus. NCBI's taxonomy places the organism in Eukaryota, Viridiplantae, Streptophyta, Magnoliopsida, Malpighiales, Salicaceae. Bases 107 to 1150 code for a protein of 347 amino acids. The record is from RefSeq and is a predicted model, not a curated record. Gene Ontology annotation, molecular function: protein dimerization activity; sequence-specific DNA binding; DNA-binding transcription factor activity.